Molecule: messenger RNA, 392 nt
Organism: Adineta steineri
Lineage: Eukaryota; Metazoa; Rotifera; Eurotatoria; Adinetida; Adinetidae
Source: the annotation of a GenBank genome assembly
AUAUAUCCAUUACAUGAAGCUUUAUUGGAGAUGCACCGGCGAAUACACGAGUAGAGGUUGAUACGAAACGAGGAGCGUUUGGUGAAAAAUAUUGGAAAAAUAUGAGAUUUUCUGAUAAAACUUUUUAUUCAGAUGAAUUAAAAAAAUUAAAAGAUAAAAAUAUCCCAGUUCAUACAUUUUAUUUAACUAAUUCUGCGAAAAAUAAUUUUGAAGCAAUUGCUAAAGAAACACAAGGACGAUGUGAAUCACUUGAUAUUCGUUCUAGUGCAGGAAUCAUAGCAUUAACACAUUAUGUUACUGAGGAAGUUCUUAGAAAAGCAGCUGGAAGUCAAGGAGAUGAGGCUGUUAAGUUAUAUAGAGAGAUAUAUGGAAAAACAAGUUUUACAUCUUAG